AUGAGACGCGCAUUCGUCAGUCGCGAGACCAACGAGACAAAAAUUUUCGUCGCCCUGUCGCUGGACAAGGCGCCGCUGCCGCCCGAGUCCGAUUUCAUCGAUGGACUCAUUACAUCGACGCACGCCAACCAAAAGGGUGAACAGACGGUUCAGGUGGACACAGGUGUCGGUUUCUUGGACCACAUGUACCAUGCGUUGGCAAAGCACAGUGGUUGGAAUUUGCGGUUGUAUUCACGGGGUGAUCUUGUGAUUGACGACCACCACACUGCUGAAGACACGGCAAUUGCACUGGGAAUGGCGCUGAAACAGGCGUUGGGCAAGUUUGUGGGUGUUCGUCGAUUCGGACACGCCUUCUGCCCGUUGGACGAGGCGUUGUCUCGCAGCGUAGUCGACUUGUCUGGUCGUCCUUACGCCGUAAUCGAUUUGGGUUUGCAACGCGAGAAGGUUGGCGACCUGUCAUGCGAGAUGAUUCCUCAUGUGCUGACGUCGUUUGCGUUUGCCGCUGGAAUUACGUUGCAUGUCUCAUGCCUUUACGGCAGCAAUGACCACCAUCGCUCUGAGAGUGCGUUCAAGAGUUUGGCCGUUGCACUCAGAACUGCCACAGAGCUUACUGGCAGCAAGGAGGCCCCUAGUACGAAGGGCGUGUUGUAG
This is a messenger RNA of Schizosaccharomyces japonicus yFS275, 651 nucleotides long. RefSeq names its product imidazoleglycerol phosphate dehydratase. Lineage: Eukaryota; Fungi; Ascomycota; Schizosaccharomycetes; Schizosaccharomycetales; Schizosaccharomycetaceae. Gene Ontology annotation, biological process: L-histidine biosynthetic process. The record is from RefSeq and is a predicted model, not a curated record. The transcript has a single exon. Gene Ontology annotation, molecular function: imidazoleglycerol-phosphate dehydratase activity. The coding region runs from base 1 to 651 and encodes 216 amino acids.